Molecule: messenger RNA, 960 nt
Organism: Aureobasidium melanogenum CBS 110374
Lineage: Eukaryota; Fungi; Ascomycota; Dothideomycetes; Dothideales; Saccotheciaceae
Product: cytochrome c peroxidase-like protein
Exons: 2
Coding region: 1-960 (319 amino acids)
Biological process (GO): response to reactive oxygen species; hydrogen peroxide catabolic process; cellular response to oxidative stress
Molecular function (GO): peroxidase activity; heme binding
Source: RefSeq, a predicted model, not a curated record
AUGAGUAAACAAGGAGACUUCGAAGCCGUCGCUGCAGACAUUAGAAAGGUUCUACAUCAACCCGAGUACGAUGAUGGUAGUGCUGGUCCAGUGUUAGUACGUCUGGCAUGGCACUCGGCGGGCACAUACUGUGCAGAGACCGACACUGGCGGUAGUAAUGGAGCAGGCAUGCGCUACGAGGCAGAAGGCGGCGAUGAAGCAAAUGCUGGCUUGCAGCAUGCCCGCGUUUUCCUGGAACCCAUCAAGGAGAAGCACUCAUGGAUAUCGUAUGCAGACCUGUGGACACUCGCCGCCGUGGUUGCACUGAAAGAGAUGGGAGGUCCUCAGAUCAAAUGGCUCCCUGGCAGAACCGACUAUGUUGACGACAGCAAACUCCCCCCUCGUGGUCGCCUCCCCGAUGGCGCCCAGGGCGCCGACCACAUCCGCUUCAUUUUCUACCGCAUGGGCUUCACAGACCAGGAGAUCGUCGCACUCAGUGGUGCACACAACCUCGGAAGAAUGCACAUGGAUCGCUCUGGCUUCCAUGGUCCCUGGGUUCCGAACGGCACUCGCUUCAACAACACUUACUUCAGAAUCAUGACAGAGUACGAGUGGAAGGAGAAGACGCUCGAAAAUGGCGUCAAGCAGUUUGUCUACAUCGACGAAGACCUGGAUGAAGAGUUGGCCAUGCUGCCGACCGAUCUUGCACUCGUCAAGGAUAAGUCGUUUGCCCCUUGGGUCAAGAAGUAUGCCGAGGAUAAGGAUCUCUUCUUUGAUCACUUCGCAAAGGCCUUUGGCAAGCUUCUGGAACUGGGCAUCCAAAGAGAUGCCGACGGAAAGAUCACGAACACAGACAAUGUCAAGGGUGGCUACCACAGCGCACCAAAGAAGUCUUCAUCGCCCGGUAAGCCCAAGGCUGCUGGAGACGGUAUUGCCGAGCCUCUGCAGGAAGAAAAUGCUCGUUUCAAGGCUAGACUAUAG